Molecule: messenger RNA, 2661 nt
Organism: Nelumbo nucifera (sacred lotus)
Lineage: Eukaryota; Viridiplantae; Streptophyta; Magnoliopsida; Proteales; Nelumbonaceae
Gene: TRZ1
Product: tRNAse Z1
Source: RefSeq, a predicted model, not a curated record
UAGAUUUAAAACCCCCAUUCUCUUAAACAUAUGAGACUUUUCUAUGUUUUGGCAUGAAAUUUCUUGUUACUUGGAAAGAUAAUUGCUUUUUUUUUUUUCAAUAUAAAUGCCCAUUAUGCUAUGUAAAAACUAAGGGGUUAACAUAGGAUCUAGAAUAUUUUUUAAUCGAAACUCAUUGCUUAGCUUCGUCUUGGCACCUUGACAACUAUGCCUUGAGCCUUUCCUAGAGGGCCUCAAGUUGUAAGCCUCAUAAGCUUUAUGAAACACUGAUACAACAUAUACAGCCAUUCACAUGACAGAGAUGAAAAGAAAUAAUGAUGUUCCAGUUAGUACAGAAAAUGGUUGAAAGUCAAACCUGGAAAAUCAUUGAAAAAGAGAGGCUUAAAAGUAGAUGAUCAGUUCUACUUUCCCCAUAUUACCAGAAACCAACCACUUUUUCUUCUUUAUUUCAAAUACUUUGUCAGACUCAGACAGGACCUGAUGGUUGAACCUGUCACCUGGUGACCCAGUUGUGGUCCUGGUUAAUUGAUAGUUUUCACAAUCAGAAUGAACUAACCGCCCAGUUAACCGGUAAAAUUGUGAUAAGCAUUCCAGUUUUAUAUGUAUUCUGAGUCUGACAACAUUGCUUCAUAGCUUUGUAUAUGACAAAUGAUGCUUUCCGUCAUCAUGGUAUUUACCCAUGUUUGUGAGACAUUUCUAAAAUCCUAUAAUUCCUUUGCAAGAUAUUUUUGUUGUUUCCUCAUUUACUAUUACCAAAAAAACAUAUUCUUUUUUAUCAUGAUCUUUUAACCAGAAAUCUAGACAAUUGAACUCAUGUCUCAGCUCUCAAGAUCAGCCAACUAAUAUUGGAAAUCCAAUUGAGGUGCAAUUUUCUUCAUGUAACCUGGGUCAUGAUUAUAUAAAAUUACUUCCUAUUAUUGUUGUUGUUGUUGUUGUAUACUUCUGCUUUAGCUUUUCAUUAAAAAUACUAAAUAACUGUCAAAUAUUUUAUUCCCAUAUAAAAGAGAUUUUAUAAGUGUAGCCUAACACAAAACUGUUUCCAAUAAUAAACCAACUUGAACAAAUAGGAGUUUUGUGUUCCAUCCAUGGCCUAGAUUACUUGAAAACAUUGCACAUCAAUUGGGUUUUCAAUAUUAGUUGACUGAUCUUGUGACAUGAGUUCAAUUGUUUAGAUCUUUGGUUGAAAGAUCAUGAUAAAAAAAUAUCUUUUGUGGUGAUAUUAAAUGGGAAAAUAACAAAAUUAUCUUUUAAAGCAAGAGAAAGGCAUUGUAGGAUUUUAGAAAUGUCUCACAAACAUGGGUAAAUACCAUGGUGAUGGAAAGGGUAAUUUGUUGUAUAAGAAACUAUAAAGCAUUGCUGUUAUACUUGGACUGGAUAGAACACUGGAAGCUCAUCACGAUUUUACCAGUUAACAGGGUGGUUAGUUCCUUCUGACUGGGACAACUGUAGGUUAACCGGGAUACAGAUAAGGAAUUGGGUCACUGAGCCACCGGUUCAACCAUUGUAUCCGGUCUGAGUCUGACAAUGUACAGGGGGCUAAAUGCCACACCCACCAAAGUACAGGGCCUUGGUAAUUAAAAUUCAAAACCAUAUCCAGAGAUAGCUGAUGGAUACGAAGGGGAGAAGAGGGAACGGCUUAGGAGAAAAUCCUGAAACCACUGCACAAUCAAAAAAGAAAAAAGGCAUCAUGAUAGAAGGGUACCCUGUAGAGGGUCUGUCUAUCGGAGGACAAGAGACAUGCGUAAUAUUCCCCACAUUGAAGAUUGCCUUUGACAUUGGGAGAUGCCCUCAACGAGCCAUUUCUCAGGAAUUCCUUUUCAUCUCCCAUGGUCACAUGGAUCACAUUGGAGGCUUGCCCAUGUAUGUUGCCACACGAGGCUUGUACAAGAUGAGGCCCCCAACAAUUAUUGUGCCUACAGCAAUAAAAGAAAAUGUAGAAAGGCUAUUCGAGGUGCACAGGGCAAUGGACCAAUCAGAACUAAAGCACAAUCUAAUUAGCUUGAAUGUUGGGGAAGAGUUUCAAUUAAGAAAGGACCUUAAAGUAAAGGCAUUCAAGACAUAUCAUGCCAUCCCAAGUCAGGGUUAUAUAAUUUACUCUGUAAAACAGAAACUUAAGGAGGAGUAUAUUGGCCUUUCUGGAAAUGAGAUAAAAAAUUUGAAGUUAUCAGGUGUGGAGAUCACAUACACGGUGACUUCACCUGAAAUUGCCUUUACAGGGGACACUAUGUCAGACUUCAUAAUCGACCCAAGCAACAUUGAUGUUUUGAGAUCAAAGAUUCUUGUAAUGGAGAGUACCUUUGUAGACAAUUCAAUGACAGUAGAUAAUGCAAGAGAUUAUGGUCACACUCAUUUGUCCGAGAUAGUUAGUUAUGCAGAUAAGUUUGAGAACCAAGCUAUUCUUCUAAUCCACUUCUCAGCUCGUUACCAAGCAGAUAUAUUCAAACUACAAAUUUUAUCUGUAAAAUGGAAGGAUAAAAUCCUCAAGUUGGCCUUGGGCUUGUGCCACAUCCAAGAGGUGUUUUCCUGAUAAAACAUUCCAGAUCAAUUAGACAGUGGGACUGUCUAGUUUUUGGUCUAAAGGUGGUAUUAGUCUCAUGUCCCUGUAAAUGGCCCUUAUAAUCUAUACUCUUAUCAUAAUUGCGGUCUUUCAUGGUUACAAUC